Eucalyptus grandis is the source of this 1846-nucleotide messenger RNA. RefSeq names its product protein ABA DEFICIENT 4, chloroplastic. Bases 336 to 1109 code for a protein of 257 amino acids. The record is from RefSeq and is a predicted model, not a curated record. The transcript has 6 exons. Lineage: Eukaryota; Viridiplantae; Streptophyta; Magnoliopsida; Myrtales; Myrtaceae.
UGUCCGUUUUGCACAUGCCUAAACGGCAAUGUUAUUGAUGGGGCUCGAUGCCAUGUGAGUGCAUGUGGACAGCUCUGCUUCCUGUUUGGAAGGUGCUUCGACUCUGCCCAUGUGAGUACGAGGAAAACGCCCUUCUCCUGUUUCCCGCUAGUUCUCUCUGUCUCUGUCUCUCCUCGUCCUUUGAGCUGCGGGUUUUUCGCUUUGCUGUGCAUGCAUUAGGAAGUAGCCCACCUAACUCUCUUUGACUAUCGGAGGCUCGAGCUGUCAUUCAUUAUAUAAACCAUGCGAAUGAAGAAGGCAUCAUCGGGUUUAAACAUCCCCUCCUUGCUGCAAAAAUGGGCUUCUCUUCUUGCUUGUGCUAUGCCCACUCCACUCCACUCCAGGUUACAAUUUCAACUUCAUUUGGACAGAUUGCCAGUUCAAGAUUGAUAAAAAUGGCUUCAGAUCAAAAUUCUAUAGGAGCACAUCAAAGAUCCUCGUUUCCUCUGAAAGGUUGUAACACUGAGCUUUUAGGCCGACAGAUGCCAAGGGCGGGAGACAACAUACGCAGGGAGAGGAGUUUUGCCCGAGGAUCAAGAAUUAUUAUAAUACCAUACUCAGCAAGGUUCAUCCGAAACCCGAAAGCCCUUGGAGUACAUGCUUCUUGGUUGACAACAUCUGAAAUUGCUAGCAGUGCUUUCACUUGGGCAACCGCGGCUGUUCUCCCUUUCUACACUCUCAUGGUCGUAGCUCCUAAGGCCGAACUGACGAAGAAAUCCAUGAAGACUGGUGUUCCAUUUAUAGUGCUUGGGCUUUUCUAUGCAUACUUAUUAUACCUCUAUUGGACACCCGACACGCUAAAGACAGUGUUUUCAAGCAAAUAUUACAUGCCAGAGCUUCCUGGGAUUGCAAAGUUGUUCACAAAUGAAGUGGCUUUAGCUUCUGCAUGGAUUCACUUGUUAGCUGUAGAUCUCUUUGCUGCAAGGCAAGUCUUCCAUGAUGGAUUGGAAAACCAAAUCGAGACUCGGCAUUCGGUCUUUCUUUGCAUGAUGUGUUGUCCCAUUGGAAUCGCCACUCAUUUCGUCACGAAAGCAUUAACUAGGAGUGAUAAAACUAGUAUGAACACCUAGAGGGGGUGAGUAAGUGUUUAAAAUAAAAUCGAAGGCAAAUAAAUGCAACAUAGAAUAAGUCAAGAUCAAAAUAUGAACAAAGAUCAGAAUUUGUCAUGUGAUGAAACAGACUUUUGAAAUAGCCUGUAAGUGUGCAAUAGAUUUAAGUAAAAUGAGUCAAGGGAAGAGAAAAUUGCACAUGAGAUUUUAUAGUGGUUUGGCUCAAAUUAAGCCUAUGGUUACUCUCUCACAUUGACAACUUACUUGCUAGAUUCCACUAAAGAAUCAAUAAGAGAUUACAAAUAUGAGUGCAAACACUCACUGGUAGAUCGCACUAAUUCAUAAGUCACUCUUUUUAAUGUUUCUCUAAUCACAAGUUGUAAAGCUCAUAGAAAAAGACAAGUAAUAUUGAGAUCAGCUUUAGACCUUGGAAUUUCAGGUUCAUGUAUGUCUUUUUGACCGAUUCAUUUCCUUAAAUAUUACUCCAUUCUACACUAGCCUUUAGCCAAUUAUCGAAUGAUUUUCUUCUAAUCUACCCGUUGGCUAGAAUGAUUCAAAGAGAUUUUGUGGCCCUUAAAGACAGAGAGAAUCUUCACUUGAUUCCGAUCGCCCAUACAAAUAGAAUAUUGAUUUUCAUAAAUAUAUCUUUCUCAUUUGGAACUUGUCUCUAAAAUUGAUUUCAUUAAUUUGUGAUUUGACUCGAUGAAUAUAUAUUUAUGGAAAGUCCAAAUUAUUAGCCAUUGCUAAUUAUAUUUUAA